This is a messenger RNA of Trichoderma virens Gv29-8, 1827 nucleotides long. RefSeq lists its product as uncharacterized. Lineage: Eukaryota; Fungi; Ascomycota; Sordariomycetes; Hypocreales; Hypocreaceae. Gene Ontology annotation, molecular function: oxidoreductase activity; copper ion binding. The transcript has 2 exons. The record is from RefSeq and is a predicted model, not a curated record. Bases 1 to 1827 code for a protein of 608 amino acids.
AUGCGCUGGCUAUUCUCAAAUGACGUCUUCUUCUUCAUCACAUCUCUUCUAGUCACCGCGGCAGCCGCAAGCGACACCCGAGUCCACGACGACAGCUUCAUCCCCGAUGAAGUCCUCCGAGUGACACGACAAUACGUCGGCAUCGGAGGCAUCGUACGAUACACAACACUCGUCAAUGGCACGACGCCCGGCCCCGAGCUGCACAUCCCCGAGGACAAGGUCGUCUGGAUCAGAGUGUACAAUGACAUUCCAGACGCAAACCUGACCAUGCACUGGCAUGGCCUCGCUCAAGCUGCCGCCCCCUUCUCCGACGGCUCCCCCAUGGCCAGCCAAUGGCCUAUCCCGCCCGGCCAUUACUUCGACUACGAGCUCAAGACGCCUAGAGGCACCGCAGGAACCUUCUUUUACCACUCGCACGUCGGUUUUCAGACGAGCACCGCAAACGGCCCGCUCAUCGUCGACGACCCAAACCCGCCCCCGUACCCCGUCGACGGAGACCGCGUCAUCCACAUCCAGGAGCUGUUCGACAAGACGGACACGGCCAUCGAAGAGGGCAUGCGCGCGUCGCCGCUCGUCUGGUCCGGCGAACCAGGCGGCUUCCUCAUCAAUGGGAACACCAUCUCAGACUAUCGCAUCGUCGAUCCCGAAUCUGCAAGACUCUCCGUUAUAGAGGUUGAUCCAGGCAAGACGUAUCGCUUCCGCUACAUCGGCGCCAUGGCGCUGACAUAUGCGGCAUUGGCCUUUGAAAACCACACGAACCUCGAGAUUAUCGAGGCUGAUGGCAAGUACACAGAGCCAUACUCGAUGCCAUUGCUGCAGAUCGGGUCAGGACAGCGUUUCAGCACACUCUUCGAGACAAAGACAUGUGAUGAGCUGGCGUCGCUCCAGAAAUGGGAUUUCUACCUGCAGAUAGAAUCCCGCGACCGUCCGAGGACGGUCACCAGCUACGCCGUGCUGCGAUAUCGUAACACGUGUGACGCUCUGCAGCAUCGCCACUUACACGAUCUCCCCGUCUCGACGACGGCAUUGCCCCGACAGAAGCCAGUAUAUCUGCCGCCCACGAUUGAGGGUUUCCUCGAUUACAAACUGGAGCCCCUAUUUCCAAACGACGCUCCCUCGGCCGCCGAGGUAAGUCGCCGCGUCUUCGUUUAUGUGCAGAAGCAGGUAGACAGGUACACCUUGUGGACCGACAACGGCGUGGCCUGGGGCGAUACCCCCGAGAAAAAUGUUGACUACACCAGCCCGCCUGAGCCGUACCUCGUCUCCCUGUACAAAAACGCAUCAAGGUACCUCCCCAACUACGAGGCCGCCAUCGCCAACAACGGCCUCGACCCAGGAACAAAGACGUACCCCGUCAAGCUCGGCGAAGUCAUCGAGAUCGUCUUCCAGCAACUCGGCUCCGUCGACCACAUCGGUCCGUGGGGAGGGUUCCUGGACACGCAUCCCUGGCACGCCCACGGGGGUCACGUCUACGACGUUGGCGGCGGCCCCGGCGCGUACGACCCCGAGGAGGCCGAGGAGCGGCUCCGCGGGACACACCCGGUGCUGCGGGACACGACGAUGCUGUUCCGGUACAAGACGAAAGUCCAGCCGAACCAACCGUGGGGAUGGCGGGCAUGGCGACUGCGUGUGCAGGAUCCCGGGGUGUGGAUGAUUCACUGCCACAUGCUGCAGCACAUGAUUGUGGGGAUGCAGACGGUGUGGGUGAUUGGCGAUACUGAGGAUAUUCUCAACAUAGGGCAACCGGAUGUGAUGGGGUAUUUGGAGUAUGGAGGGAAUGUAAAUGGGAAUACCACGCACCCUGCAAAGGUGGUACAUUAUUUCUAG